Molecule: messenger RNA, 1693 nt
Organism: Panthera uncia (snow leopard)
Lineage: Eukaryota; Metazoa; Chordata; Mammalia; Carnivora; Felidae
Product: interstitial collagenase-like
Biological process (GO): proteolysis; collagen catabolic process; extracellular matrix organization
Cellular component (GO): extracellular matrix
Molecular function (GO): zinc ion binding; metalloendopeptidase activity
Source: RefSeq, a predicted model, not a curated record
CAUGCCCAGCCUUCCCCUGCUGCUGCUGCUCUGGGGCGUGGGGGUUCACGUCUUCACAGCGCCUGCUGAAACACGAGAGCGAGAUGCCACGAUGGUCCAGAAAUACCUACAAAAGUACGACAACUUGAAGACUGGAACCAACAAAUCUGGAAGGCAGAGAAACAGCGGUUUAGUGGUUGAGAAGCUGAAGCAAAUGAAGAAAUUCUUUGGGCUGAAGGUGACUGGGCGGCCAGAUGCUGAGACCCUGCACGUGAUGCAGCAGGGCUGGUGUGGGGUGCCCGACGUGGCUCCCUAUGUCCUCACUGAGGGGAACCCUCGAUGGGAACACACACACCUGACCUACAGGAUUGAAAAUUACACACCAGACCUGCCAAGAGCAGAGGUGGACUGUGCCAUUGACAAAGGUUUUCAACUCUGGAGUUAUGCCUCCAUCCUGACCUUCACCAAGCUCUCUGAGGGUCAGGCAGACAUAAUGUUAUCCUUUGGGGAGGUAAAUCAUGGUGAUAAGUCCGACUUUGGCAGAAUCAGAAGCCCGCUUGCUCAUGUGUUCCCACCAGGAAGGGGCAUGGGAGGAGGUGUUCAUUUUGAUGAGGAAAAAACAUGGACUGAUGACUUCAGAAACUACAACUUGUAUUAUGUGGCGGCAUAUGAGUUGGGCCAUUCCCUUGGACUACUCCAUAGUGAUGACAUUGGCUCUUUGAUGUUCCCCAGAUACAUCUACUAUGGUGAUGCCCUGCUGUCUCCGAAGGACAUCGAUGCCAUCCAGGCCAUCUAUGGACCUUCCAAAAAUCCCAUCCAGCCAAAAGAACCGCCAAUCCCACGAGCCUGUGAUAGCAAGUUAACAUUUGAUGCUGUCACCAAAAUUCGUGGAGAAUCAUUCUUCUUUAAAAACAUGUCCUUCCUACGCACAGGUGUCUUCUACGAAACAGUGGAUCCCGAUGUCGUUUCUGACUUAGGUAACGGAGUAGACGCUGCUUAUGAAGUUGCUAGAAGAGAUGAAGUUUUAUUUUUUAAAGGUGGUAAAUACUGGGCCAUCAAGGGGCACCGGGCACUGUAUGGCUAUCCCAGGGACAUCUACAGCUCCUUCGGCUUCCCCCAAAGGGUGAAGAAAAUCGAUGCUGCCGUUCACGAGGAGGAGACUGGGAUGACGUACUUCUUUGUUGCCAGCGAGCAUUGGCGGUAUGAUGAAAACACGCAGUCCAUGGAUGUGGGUUUUCCCAAAGAGAUAACUCAAGACCUUCCCAGAAUUGGCAAAAAAGUUGAUGCUGUCUUCCAAGAUGGAGAUUUCUAUUUCUUUCGUGGAAAAAGGCAGUACAAAUUUGAUCCUAAAACCAAGCAAAUUUUGACUGUCCUGAAAACCAACAGCUGGUUCCACUGCAAAAGUUCUACUGGGCCCUGUCCUAUUGGUGCAUCCACUGCAUUCGCUGAGCUGCUCUUGGUGAGAAAGCUGCGUGGCUUGGCAGCUGGGGGGACAGCCUGUGUGCCGGCCACCCCGUCACCCGGAGACCUGGCCCGGCAGCUGGGGGGGACAGCCUGUGUGAAGCACGUUCAGGCACUGAGUGUUGGCCACUGCGUGACCACGUGUGGCCUCUCAGUGACCUUGUACAACUGCUACCCGCAGCGUGACAUCAAGAAGAUGCUCUUCAGUCCCCGAGGGACAAAACUGCUUCGGGACUCCGUGGCUGCUCCGUGA